Molecule: messenger RNA, 546 nt
Organism: Impatiens glandulifera
Lineage: Eukaryota; Viridiplantae; Streptophyta; Magnoliopsida; Ericales; Balsaminaceae
Exons: 2
Coding region: 72-545 (157 amino acids)
Source: RefSeq, a predicted model, not a curated record
GCAAAGAAUGCAUCGAUUACUUCCUUACAACUCCAUCUGAAGACGCAUCGUCGGAAUCUCUAACAGAUAAUAUGGAGGUCUUCUCAUUUUCAGAAGAAAUCCACGACGAAGCUCAAAUCCUGCAGUCUUUCAAAAACUUUACGGAAUCUCCAAUUCCAACAGUUUCACCAUCGUCAUCAUCCUCUGCAAUUACUGUUCAUAAGGAUGAAGCAGGGAAAACAACUACAAUUGAUUCAGAUUGUGGAAUGAGUAGAUUCAUAGAGGUCGAGAUUGUGAUUAGUUAUCUCAGGGAAGCUCGUCUUCAGAUACUGAAUUCAGUUCAUGUUGAUGGCGGUUCUAAGAGUAUUGUUGAUGCCUUGAUCGAUUUAGUAAUUUCAAAUCUAGAUGGUAUGUCUGGAGAUAAUAAGGACAGGUUGCCUAACCUUGUUACAGUAAAAACUCAUAUUCUGUUUCUCCUCUUUGCUACUUGUAUUCUUGUUGCUUUUAUGAUUGCUUUGUUCAGCACGAGAGGACCAGAAAGAUUAACUGAACCACCGCCAACUUAAG